Messenger RNA from Hypoxylon trugodes, 1239 nucleotides. RefSeq lists its product as uncharacterized. Bases 1 to 1140 code for a protein of 379 amino acids. NCBI's taxonomy places the organism in Eukaryota, Fungi, Ascomycota, Sordariomycetes, Xylariales, Hypoxylaceae. The transcript has 5 exons. The record is from RefSeq and is a predicted model, not a curated record.
AUGUCAACGGAGAAUCAAGCUCAACCACCGCUGGACUAUUCGAACGAUGGACCCGCCGCCCUUAUCCCCUCCUACAUACUUGGGUUCCUUGCGACUGUGAUCGUGGCAUUGCGGUUUUGGGCGAGGAGGUUGAUUGACCCUGCCUUCAGACUUGACGAUUAUCUUGUGCUUUCAGCCCUCGUUAUCCAUGCAGGUCUCUUGGCUGCUAGUACUGUCGCCGUGGUGAGAGGAGGGCUAGGGCGAGACAUCAGAAUUGUCAGUCAAGAACCUGGGGCUCUUAGGACUAGCUUUGAAAUGCUUUUCAUGGCGGAAAUAUUCUACGGAUUUAGUUCCACCUUAGUAAAAUUAAGCGUACUUGCGUUCUAUCGAAGGGUUUUCCCUAUUCGAGCCGUCAAAACCUCCAGCGUUAUACUCGCUUCGAUAUGCAUUGGAUGGUUGAUUGCCAUCCAGAUAGUAAACCUGGUACAAUGCCGGCCCCUUGAAGCUUUCUGGCGCCAAGAGCUUCAACUACUCCCAACGACACAUUGUUUAGACCCAAUUCUCUUCUUCAUGGGAAACUCAAUAGCCAAUUGUGUCAUUGACUUUGCCAUUUUGAUUCUUCCUAUUAGGGAGGUAUUGAAGCUGAAGAUGUCGACGUCGAAAAAAGCUGGAGUUUGUGGUAUCUUUCUUUUAGGAGGAAUGGCUUCCGCAGCUAGCAUGACACGCACAAUAUUCACAGCAGUGAUGUGGAAUGAAGGGACAACUAACUUUACUAAACAAUUUAUCCCGGGAAGUGUCGCUUCAGUCGUCGAAAUAUAUGUAGCUAUUAUAGGCGCGUGCCUUCCGACACUCGUACCUGUCUAUCGUAAAUUGCGUUACGGCGAUCCUCAUUCUAGGCCAUCGAAUGCGACAACGAUAGGCAGAAUAACCACACUUGGCAGGUCGUCGAAUAAGAAAUUAAAUAGUAGAACGGAUGGAGAGUUCGAGAGGCUGGACACAGACGAAGAGUUCCCCUUGGCUUCCCGUGGCGUCCAUCAUGUCAAUAUCAGCAGCUAUGGCGGUCCAAAUUCGCUGCCCACGACUUACCCGGAUAUUCCUCUUGAAGGAAUCAUGGUACGGCAUGAUAUGACUUGGUCGGACAACGGAAAGCCAAUAGUAUAAACUGGAAUGUGGGAUUUUGAUGCCUAUUCAGAUCCGCAGCGAUGUAAUAUUAUGUUUACCUAAUGAAAAUCUUUACGCUAUUUUCACAUUAGGGUAUUG